CCCUCGCUGCUACCGGCGUUCGAGCCAUUGUCGUCGUCCCCCGGUGGUCUCCCAAGAGCAUUGAAACGCAAAUUCAAACAAGAUGAAGACGACACGCGCAACUUCUACCCUACUCCCAUGCCAACCUCUGCCACCGGUAUCCUCUCGUCAUCGCCAAAUCGACGCGUCCCUGGCCUGCAACGUACCGCGUCUUAUUCAUCGCUCUCCGAAAGGGCUCCCUUGGGCGCCGUCCCCACUGUCAAACUACCCUUGAAUGGAGAUGCUCUGCUCAUGGGCCGCUCGAGUAACUCUUCCGACUAUCAGCUGUCAGCCAACCGCCUGAUUUCGCGCGUCCACGUCAAAGCCACGUACAAUGCACCCGACGGUCCGCGUCUUCUUGGCGAGAUGGUCGUCCAGUGUCUAGGGUGGAACGGAGCAAAGGUCCACUACCAGGGAUCUGUCGUUGAGUUGGCGAAGGGCGAAAGCUUCGUGUCACAAAAGCCCGGCUCUCAGAUCAUGAUUGAUGUUCAGGAAACGCGUGUCUUGCUCGCAUGGCCGCAGGAAGAGAAGCAGUGUCCCUGGGACGUCGAGUCGUCGGUCAGCAGAGAGAACAGUGCCGCACCUGAGAGGAUCGCCUCCAGCCCUCCUCCCGUCCUACCCAGACUUCGCUCGCCAGAAUCACCCUCGCCCAACCAACACGACACCGUCAACGACACUUUUUCAGAGACGUUCAUUGCCGAUCCCUUCGACCUCCCUAGCAGUCCUGGCCCCGUACACGUCUACGAAGACAACGAGCCUGCCGAAGCUGAUGAUCUGCCUGCCUCGUCGACCCCCAUGCCCGCAACCAGGCUCUCUCCCGAACCUGUCGACCGCUCAACACCCACCCCUACCAAGGCCAGCGUACAGCAGUCCAUGACCACAAACCCCUCUGAUGCCCCCGAGGAAGCGCUUGAGAACGACGAAGAGAACGAUCCUAUUGUUCACUCUUUCGGUCCAUACGGCGACAAUCUCCUCUCACGCUUCGAGUCGUUCAAGUCGACUUGCAAAGAGGAGGAACGUCCACGCAUUCCCCUCAAGAUCACUCUCAAGGCCACUAAUCAGCUGCGUACCGAUACCCAGACCUCCCAAGCCAUUCGCAACCUCUCGCCUGUCAAGAACCACAUCAUCAACCAAUUGGCCUUCACGCGCAUCCAUUCGUUGCCCAUCUCGGCCAUCUACAACAACCUUCCAGCCGAGAUGAAGGGUGGCCGCAGCUUUGGCGAGAAGGCUUUGUCUUCGGAAGAGCUCAAAGACCUUAUGGAUAGAAUCCCUUGUGUCGGCGAGAUUGCUCGCUCUGGCAAGGAUGCCGCUGGUAAAGCUCUGGAAGAUGAGUUCUACUAUGUGCCCGAGAUGGACACCGACGAGCAUCGACGCGCUGCCGUGAGCAUCGCCAAACCCCCUCUUAGAUCGACCCGCAAACAACAUAAGCAAUACUACUGGAAGAAGCCUCGU
Messenger RNA from Aureobasidium namibiae CBS 147.97, 1470 nucleotides. RefSeq lists its product as uncharacterized. The annotation marks the transcript as partial. The transcript has 2 exons. NCBI's taxonomy places the organism in Eukaryota, Fungi, Ascomycota, Dothideomycetes, Dothideales, Saccotheciaceae. Gene Ontology annotation, molecular function: protein binding. The record is from RefSeq and is a predicted model, not a curated record.